AAACUCUGAAGUCUAAUUCUACGGAAACGAUAGGUAAAUUUUCUAAUUAAUAAGACAAAUUGAAAAUAGCACUUUCAGAGUAUGGAGAAUUCCAUUUUAUAAUAGUGGGAGGUGGUACAGCGGGGUGCGUAUUAGCAAACAGACUGUCAAGAAAUUCCAAGUGGAGAAUCCUAUUGUUAGAGGCUGGGGAUGAGGAUAACGCGUUUAGUGAAAUUCCUGGAAUGACGAAGUAUUUGCUCAAGUCCAAGAUGAACUGGGGUUACUACACCACCCCUCAAGCAUCAUCGUGUCAAGGGAUGAUGGAUAAAAGAUGUGCGGUUCCAAGAGGAAAAGUAUUGGGAGGAAGCGGCACAAUAAACGAUCUGAUUUAUUCAAGAGGAUCUCAAGAGGAUUAUGACUAUUGGGAGAAACUAGGCAAUACGGAAUGGUCUUAUAAGGAUUUGGAAAAGUAUUACUUGGAACUGGAACUUUGGCAGACAUACGGCAAUCGAAAUUAUCACGGUUUCCAUGGGAGCUUAAAUUGUAAUCGCACGAAGCCAGACUCCGUGUUUUUGACGAAGUUUUUUGCAGCUCUUGCUAAAAAAGGGCAUCGCCAAAUUGAUUAUAAUGUAGAUCCCAAGCAUGGAGUAUCAAGGACUGUAUUCAAUAUUAAUUUUAACAAAAGAGUUACUGCUUUCACUUCAUUUGUUAAAAAUAUUACCAACAGAUCAAAUUUGAUUGUGUCAAAAAACUCUUUAGUAACAAAAUUGUUAAUUGAUUCAAAAAUGAAUAGAACAAAUGGAGUAAAAUUCAUAAGAAAUAAUGUUACAUACAUAGCUAUUUGUACGAAAGAAGUAAUUCUAUCAGCUGGCUCUAUUAAUACCCCGCAAAUAUUAAUGCUUUCAGGAAUUGGACCAAAAGAAGUGUUAGCACUUCAUAAAAUUCCAGUAGUGAAAAAUCUCCCUGUGGGAAAAAACUUACAAGAACAUCCUAAGUUCAUAGGAUUAAUUAUUAAAACGAAUUUAACAGAACAUUAUGGAAAUAUGAGCGAGAACUUGAGGAAAUAUUUUUAUGCGGCUAAACCUUUAACAUCAACUUCACCCGAAUCUAUUGGAUUUUUAAAGUUUAAACAAAGUCACAAUGACACCCCAGAAAUUGAGUAUUUAAUGAAUCCCGCCGAAAUCUAUGACAAUAUUACCAAGUUUAAAUAUAAUUUUAAUAAAAAUAUUGAUGAGUUUAUGACAAAAUCACUAAAAGAGAAUGCUUUUGUUAUUAAUUUGAUACUGCUGCAUGGUAAAAGUAGAGGACAAAUUACUUUAAAGUCCAAUGACCCCAAAGAUUUUCCUCAAAUUAAUCUAAAUAUGCUUUCUGUCGAUGAGGAUGUAAAAAUUAUUUACCGUGCUAUAAAAUAUUUCAUUGACUUGCUAAACACCGAACCUAUGAGAAAAAUGGCAGCAACAUUACUUCCACCAAACACUAUUUGCGGAAACUACAAGUCACUGUCCAAGAAGUACUGGUACUGUGUAAUAAAACAACUAACAGUACCUGCCAAUAAUCUAGUAGGUACAACAAGAAUGGGACUUUCAUCAAAUUAUUCUGUUGUAAAUCAUCAGUUGAAAGUUCAUGGGAUAGAGAAUUUAAGAGUUGUUGAUGCAGGAAUAAUGCCAGAGAUUAUUUCCGGACACACUAACGCCCCGACGUUUGUGAUUGCAUUAAAAACUGCAGAUAGUAUUAUAUUAGAAAAUAGUGUAUAAAAUUAUUUGAAUAAACAUAUAUUUUAUUGAUAAACAAAAACAUAUCUUGUUAAUUAGCAUAUGGUAAUUUCGAAGUAAAUAAUAUUCUAAAAUUAAAUUUAUUUUAAUUUAUGGACAUAUGAAAUAACCCACUUUUUACUAGGUUCUAAAAUAUCUGAUUGUCACAA
Aethina tumida (small hive beetle) is the source of this 1900-nucleotide messenger RNA. Its product is annotated as glucose dehydrogenase [FAD, quinone]-like. The record is from RefSeq and is a predicted model, not a curated record. The transcript has 2 exons. Bases 222 to 1733 code for a protein of 503 amino acids. Gene Ontology annotation, molecular function: oxidoreductase activity, acting on CH-OH group of donors; flavin adenine dinucleotide binding. NCBI's taxonomy places the organism in Eukaryota, Metazoa, Arthropoda, Insecta, Coleoptera, Nitidulidae.